CUUCAUUAGGAAUUCAUAUGAUUUGCCACAGCUAAGUAGCUUUAUUGUAUUUCCUGGAGAUAAGCAUCCAAAAUUUGGAAUUUUAAAAGUACUUCUUAUUUUAAUGGAAGUGACAGACAUUACCUGUGUUGUUGUGGAAAAGAGAGAAAGUAAAUCACUGCUUUAAAAUUAUUUGAAUGUGCAACUGGUGCAUCUCACCCUGAGGCGGUAUUUAAAGACACAGUGAUGCAAUAUUUAUAGAAACAGAACACAAGGCAAUAUUUAUAGAAACAGUCAUAUGUCCACCACAUAAUCAGACUGGAUUCAAUUGUGGCCUUUCACUCAAGAUAAAAUAAGCAGUUUGCUUUUUUAUUUUGUGGAAGACUAACAUUUUGAGUCAGUUUUGGCUUGUUGAGUCCCUGGAAAUUAAUGUUCCAGACUAAACAUUUUUGAUGAAUACAUAACACUAAUAAUGGGCAUGUGCAAUACUGGAUGUUACCAAAAAUCAUUCUACAUACGAUGUGUUUCUCCUAAAUGUCUUGAAUGCAACAGAUUAUUGUCCAUUGAAUCAGUGGGCAGGUGACAUGUAACACACCAGUCAUUGGUUCCAAUACCACUGCACUGGCAAGGUUCACCGGGUCAACCAAAAUAUCACAUAACACCACCCUGAAAUAGCCCUGUCUGCACAAACAACCUGCAUAAGUGCUUGUUUCCUUCGGGAGAAACCAACCAACUAAAACAAUCUAGUUAGCCCCAGUAUGGCUUAUGCACCGAAGAUUAAGUGGCACAAAUCAAAGACUUACCGCAACGAUGUGAUUGCCACAGCCAAUGCCACAGGUUGUGUCCUGCAGUUCUGGAACUCUCUGCUUGUGGGUGAUGAGCUGACGAUUCUCAGCAUUGUGGACGACGACGAGUAUGACUACCUUAUUGAUGCCAUUUAUGACACCAGCAACAUAGAGCAAUGGAAGAACUUCAGAUUUAACUACAGAGGCCUGCGACUAUGGUCUCUGACUUAUGAGCAGGAGCUGACCACACCACUUAACAUCACAGCUAGCCGAGGCUUCACAGACUGCCUGAGACUUCUGCUGCAGCGUGGGGCCAAUGUAGACCUGGCACCUGGGGGCACCACUGCCCUGCAUGAAUCCUGUGAAAACUGCCAGCCAGAGUGUACCAAACUGCUGCUGAUCCAUGGCGCCAACGCCAAUGCUGUCUCUGAAGACGGCGUUAUGCCUUUGCAUGUUUGCACAAGCCCUGAAUCCUUUGAAUGUGCCAAGUAUCUCCUUCAGUAUGGUGCAGCAAUCAAUGGCCGCACUGUAGAUGAAAAUGACACUCCCUUACAUGUGGCAGCCAGGAAUGGCCUCCCGGACCACACUGAGCUUUACCUGCGCUAUGGAGCUGCUGUGGACAAAAAGAAUGAUGAGGGUCUCACACCCCUGAACGCUGCUUGUUCACAACCCCAGGAGGUGCAGGACCUUGAACGUUACUUCAAGGUGUGCCAGAUACUGCUGGGGAAAGGGGCCAACGUCCACGCUAUGGACCAGGACACACGCACUCCUUUGCACAUGGCCUGUAAGAAUGUAAAUCCAGACAUAGUGGAUCUGCUGCUGGCCAAUGGUGCCAACGUUAACAACAUGGACUACGGUGGUGAAGCUCCCAUGCACAACAUCCUGAAGGUGGUGUGCUACAAGGUUUCCCAUCACCCUGAGAGGAUUGUCCGUGCUCUGCUCAACCAUGGUUCUAUUAGGGUGUGGCCUGGAGCUCUGCCCAUGGUUUUGAGGCACUGCUCUGGAUCUCCACGCACCAUCGAGGUUCUUCUGAACGCUUACAGUCAGCUCAAAGUCACAGACACCUGGGUUGAGUCUGUGUCAUCGGAGGUGUUUAAGGAACACAAAGAGUUCUAUGAGUCAAUCUUCUCUUUGGCACUGACUCCUCGCUCCCUGCAGCACUUGGCACGCUGCCGACUCAGGAGCUUCCUGGAGGGCCGGGUACACAAGGUGGUGCCUAAACUUGAUCUGCCCACCUUCAUCAAGAACUACCUGCUCCUGGAGUACAGAGGCUAUGUCCACUGAAAGCACUUUGUGUAGUCUUGUUAGUGUUAGUCCUGAUGAAGAUUGAGUGCUGCUACAUGUGAGAAAGGAGCAGCUGUUCACAAUAUAAUUACAUGUCAAGAUCAUAAUUAAAAUUGUGACAUCAGCUGUAGCACUGUACACCAGUACACUAAAUAUUUUUAAGUACAUGUUGUAAGCUUUUCAGGAUGAAGAAGCAGCUGCUUGUUCUCUGUCACUUUUAUUCCAGAUCAAUCUUUAAGCACAGUUACAUGUUUGAUUUUGCACCACAAGAGGGAGCUAUAGACUAGAGUUGACGAAGUAUACAGCAGAUAUGCAAUUAUAUGUUUUAUAUUUUUUUUUAUUUUAUGGUCACUUUUUUUUUAAACUUCUGCACUUGAUAGAAAAGAGGCUCAGAUGCUUGUAUUUUUAUACAUAAUAACUAUCAUGGUAGUUUGAUGUUAAUGCGCAUAGUGAUGAUGUGUUGUACAUUGAGGAUUGCUAUAAAACAUUUGCAUAAAUAAGUAUUGAUGUGAUUGUAAUUAGGUGUUUUAUAUCAAAAAUAGGCUUGAUAUAAAAUUAAAUAUUCCACUAUGGCCAUGUAAUCUAGUCAUUGUUCUUUUAUUAUUUCCUGCUGUCUUACAUUCUCUCUCUUUCUUCUCUCAUGCUUCUGCUUCUACUCUGCUGCUCAGUGAGGUUUUGUUUCUGGAAAGAAAAAUAUUGAAAGUGAUGAAUACCGAUUGUAUUUGGUGCUUUUAUCAAGAGAGUCCGAGAAGGUUAUUCGUCUUUAACUUGGCCAUAUGAUUCAGAAAGCUUUGACGCAAUGGCGAAACGAGAGAAAGACAAGAGUUCAGUAAGCUGCACCUGUCACGUUCUCCCAUCAGUCAAUUACGUGGGGGGAAAGUUAACUUGGAGGGAUCAUUAUGGUCACAUUUAGCAAAAUGACAAUUAUCUGCAGACUUAUUUAUAUUAGUUUACCUUAUUUUGAAAAAACAACAGUGACAACAUUUUCAUCACCUCUUGUGACAAUUAAAAUAUGUAAACUAUUUUGUUAGAACAGGUUGUAGGAGGCCAUUUAUAUUAGGCCUACUUCUGUCAUCCUGUAUGAGACUUUUAUAUUAA
This is a messenger RNA of Siniperca chuatsi (mandarin fish), 3146 nucleotides long. It is a transcript of the gene asb10, whose product is annotated as ankyrin repeat and SOCS box containing 10. Gene Ontology annotation, biological process: negative regulation of delayed rectifier potassium channel activity; neuronal action potential; intracellular signal transduction. Gene Ontology annotation, molecular function: transmembrane transporter binding. Gene Ontology annotation, cellular component: synapse; membrane; axon initial segment. The record is from RefSeq and is a predicted model, not a curated record. The transcript is spliced from 5 exons. Lineage: Eukaryota; Metazoa; Chordata; Actinopteri; Centrarchiformes; Sinipercidae. The coding region runs from base 738 to 2048 and encodes 436 amino acids.